This is a messenger RNA of Daucus carota subsp. sativus, 1465 nucleotides long. RefSeq names its product chloroplast stem-loop binding protein of 41 kDa b, chloroplastic. Lineage: Eukaryota; Viridiplantae; Streptophyta; Magnoliopsida; Apiales; Apiaceae. The coding region runs from base 183 to 1325 and encodes 380 amino acids. The record is from RefSeq and is a predicted model, not a curated record. The transcript has 10 exons. Gene Ontology annotation, biological process: beta-D-galactose catabolic process via UDP-galactose, Leloir pathway. Gene Ontology annotation, cellular component: cytosol. Gene Ontology annotation, molecular function: UDP-glucose 4-epimerase activity.
GGAUAAAACCGAAGCAGGCUUGUUGGAGGUGGGGUCUCUAUUCUUAUCACAAUUGUAAGAAUGAGAAAUCUCCAAACAAACUACAACAUCACAUGGCUUCCUUUAAAUCCCUUCAGCUCCAACAAAAACCAGAAACCAAAUUUGAUAUCAACGGAGGUUGUUAUUUAUUACAGUAGUCUAGCAUGGCAACCUUGGUGAUGAUGCAGCACAAAGUACAGCCUUCUUUCUCUCUUCUCACUUCAUCUCUCUCUGACUUCAAUGGCACCAAGUUGACUUCAUCACUUCAGUAUAAGCGCAAAGUGUGCCAGCCUAAAGGAGCAUUGCAUGUCACAGCAUCAAGUGCCAAAAAGAUCCUUAUAAUGGGAGGCACUCGAUUUAUUGGCAUCUUUUUAUCCAGGCUUCUGGUCAAAGAGGGCCAUCAGGUGACUCUAUUCACUAGAGGGAAGGCACCCAUCACGCAGAACUUGCCUGGUGAAUCAGAGGCAGAUUACGAGGCUUUCAAAUCCAAGAUAUCUCACUUGAAAGGAGAUCGGAAGGAUUUUGAUUUUGUGAGAACUAGUCUUGCUGCAGAAGGCUUUGAUGUUGUUUAUGACAUUAAUGGACGUGAGGCAGAUGAAGUAGAGCCCAUAUUGGAUGCAUUACCAAAUUUAGAACAGUACAUAUAUUGCUCUUCAGCUGGUGUCUACCUUAAAUCUGAUCUUUUACCCCAUGUUGAGUGUGAUGCAGUUGACCCAAAGAGCAGGCACAAGGGAAAGCUCAACACAGAAGCCUUGCUACAAUCCAGAGAUGCUAACUGGACCUCCAUAAGGCCAGUUUAUAUUUAUGGGCCAUUGAAUUACAACCCUAUUGAAGAGUGGUUUUUUCAUCGAUUAAAAGCUGGUCGCCCAAUCCCCAUUCCUGGCUCAGGGAUGCAAAUAACACAACUUGGUCAUGUAGAGGACUUAGCAAAGGCUUUCGUUGAGGUACUUUGUAAUGAAAAAGCGAUGAAACAAAUAUUCAACAUAUCUGGGGCGAAGUAUGUUACAUUUGAUGGAUUAGCAAGAGCAUGUGCCAAGGCUGGUGGAUUCCCUGAGCCCGAACUUGUUCACUACAAUGCCAAAGAAUUCGAUUUUGGUAAAAAGAAAGCUUUUCCAUUCCGUGACCAGCAUUUCUUCACCUCAGUUGAAAAAGCGAAGAGUGUGCUUGGACUGAUCCCAGACUAUGGUCUGGUAGAAGGUUUGACACGGUCCUAUGAACUAGAUUUCGGCAGGGGAGGGUUCAGAAAAGAAGCUGAUUUCACCACAGAUGACAUGAUUCUUGGCAAAAAUCUAGUUCUUCAAACCUAGAGCCUUAAUUUCUUCGUUAUAUUUGAUCUGCCCUGUAUUUUCCUUUUCCUCAAUCUCAGAAAGUUCAACAUUGUCUGAGAUGUAAACCAUCCUAGGUAUUGUAGCCCGCAUAAUAGAUAAAGAGACCAAGAGUUCUUUCA